CCUCCAAAGCAAAACCCACCAAAACGGCCAUCAAAACUCAACAACGCUGUAAACAACAAAAAGGCUCGCAUUUUACUUUCCAAAUUCCGGAGAAGGCAAAAAUAAAACACCAGAACUAACAUUGGACGCAAGCUUCAUUUCUCCUUCACUUCACUCGAAUGCUAACCACUGUUAAACUCCGAUUACUCGCCAUGUCCAGCGCUAAGAUGUUAUCGCCUGCCAAAUCCUCGUCUAUAGCCUUCAAAGGCGGUUUCUCUUCUAAUUCUUCAAAUCUCCUUUUCAACGGAGGACUUGGCAAGUAUAAUCGCCUCGCUUUCUCUUCUCAGUUCGCUAACGCCGCCGUUUCUCUUCGAUGCUUUGCUUCUUCUUCUUCUUCUUCCUCUACGGGAUUUGAUCGAGUUAAAGUUCAGAAUCCUAUCGUUGAAAUGGACGGUGAUGAAAUGACAAGGGUCAUUUGGAGAAUGAUAAAAGAUAAGCUUAUAUUUCCUUACCUGGAUUUGGAUAUUAAGUAUUUCGAUUUGGGGAUAUUGAAUCGUGAUGCUACUGAUGAUAAGGUCACUGUAGAAAGUGCAGAGGCCACUCUUAAGUACAAUGUUGCUGUAAAAUGUGCUACAAUAACUCCUGAUGAGACCAGAGUUAAAGAAUUCGGCCUGAAAUCUAUGUGGAGGAGUCCAAAUGGCACUAUUAGAAACAUCUUAAAUGGCACUGUUUUUCGUGAACCUAUUCUCUGCCUGAAUAUUCCAAGAAUUGUUCCUGGUUGGAAGAAACCCAUUUGCAUCGGUAGACAUGCCUUUGGUGAUCAAUAUCGUGCCACAGAUACACUUAUUAAAGGGCCAGGAAAACUUAAAAUGAUUUUUGUACCAGAGGAUGGCAACACGCCACUGGAACUUGAUGUUUAUGAUUUUAAGGGCCCAGGUGUAGCGCUUGCUAUGUAUAAUGUUGAUCAGUCUAUUCGAGCUUUUGCCGAGUCAUCAAUGUCACUAGCAUUUGCAAAGAAGUGGCCCCUUUACUUGAGCACCAAAAACACUAUUCUGAAGAAAUAUGAUGGCAGGUUUAAGGACAUUUUCCAGGAGGUAUAUGAAGAGAAGUGGAAGCAGAAGUUUGAGGAACAUUCAAUAUGGUAUGAGCAUCGACUAAUUGAUGACAUGGUUGCUUAUGCUGUAAAGAGUGAAGGUGGCUAUGUUUGGGCUUGCAAAAAUUAUGACGGAGAUGUCCAAAGUGAUUUACUUGCUCAAGGAUUUGGCUCAUUGGGCCUCAUGACGUCGGUGCUGUUGUCAUCUGACGGAAAGACACUAGAAGCUGAGGCAGCUCAUGGGACUGUAACUCGUCAUUUCCGGUUAUUUCAGAAAGGACAAGAAACUAGCACAAACAGUAUUGCUUCAAUAUUUGCAUGGACACGAGGAUUAGAACAUAGGGCCAAACUUGAUAAGAAUGAAGGGUUGCUUGAUUUUGUGCACAAGUUAGAGGGUUCAUGCAUUGAGACAGUAGAAGCAGGAAAAAUGACAAAAGACCUUGCCAUUUUGAUCCACGGUCCUAAGGUGUCAAGAGAAUUUUAUUUGAACACGGAAGAAUUUAUUGAUGCUGUUGCUCAGAAUCUGGAGUCAAAGCUUCGGGAACCUGCAGUUGUGUAAUCAAAAUAUUCUAUCUGUACUCUAUUCCCAAACAAAACCAAAAUCAGUAAAUAAAGAAUACUCAUAAGGAUGGUUGAUUCUUUUGGCACGUAACAUAUACUUGGUUUGACUGUCAAUGGAAAUUCUGCGAGUUUUUCUUUAUAAAACUUGGCGAUGUUUA
Molecule: messenger RNA, 1791 nt
Organism: Ricinus communis (castor bean)
Lineage: Eukaryota; Viridiplantae; Streptophyta; Magnoliopsida; Malpighiales; Euphorbiaceae
Product: isocitrate dehydrogenase [NADP], chloroplastic/mitochondrial
Exons: 15
Coding region: 159-1631 (490 amino acids)
Biological process (GO): isocitrate metabolic process
Cellular component (GO): mitochondrion
Molecular function (GO): magnesium ion binding; NAD binding; isocitrate dehydrogenase (NADP+) activity
Source: RefSeq, a predicted model, not a curated record